Molecule: messenger RNA, 4071 nt
Organism: Acanthochromis polyacanthus (spiny chromis)
Lineage: Eukaryota; Metazoa; Chordata; Actinopteri; Pomacentridae
Product: glutaminase kidney isoform, mitochondrial-like
Exons: 18
Coding region: 110-1933 (607 amino acids)
Biological process (GO): L-glutamine catabolic process
Molecular function (GO): protein binding; glutaminase activity
Source: RefSeq, a predicted model, not a curated record
UAAAGCUCCGAGGACCAAGGGGCGCUGGCCACAAGUGUCUCUCAGGACAGGCUACCGGGGAAAAAAUAAACUCUUCUGAAUUAUUAAAGAUUGAGCCCUACUUAUCACAAUGCAUUGCCUGAAAAGUCUGAGGACAGCUAACCCGGGAAUCCUGCAGCUAUUUAAAAAUGCAGGGAUCUCCGCCAGACUCGGAGCUGACAGCAUUGUUUUGUCCAGGACUCAGCAACCUGUUCUCCCCUGCUGGGCUGCAGCAUCACCCCACACUCACAGAGCCUUUCAUCAGCAGCAGAGCCUUGAUGAGGACCAAGGACACGAGAAAAGUAGGUUGAUGUCCAGUAUGGAGGACCUACUUUUCUACACCAUAACUGAUGGCAAAGACAUGAUCUCUAUCUCCGAGUUCAUCUCUGCUUUAAGAAAAACAGGGCUGUUGACUUCUGACCCUCGGCUGCGUGACUGCGUCCGUCAGAUGCGACAAUACACACGUGACAGUUUUGGGCCAGUCAUGAUGGACAAGAAGCUCUUCAAAAGGUGUGUGGGGAACAAUAUCCUGUUGCUAACUAAGGCUUUCAGAAAAAAGUUCAUCAUCCCUGACUUCCAAAAGUUCACUCACCAGAUCAACAGGAUGUAUGAAAGUGCACAGCAGCAGGAGGGAGGACAAGUAGCUGAUUACAUUCCUCAGCUGGCCAAGUUCAGCCCUGAUCUCUGGGGAGUCUCUGUGUGUACAAUCGAUGGACAGAGACACUCGGCAGGCGACACCAAGGUUCCUUUCUGUCUGCAGUCAUGUGUGAAGCCUCUGGAAUAUGCCAUCGCCGUGCACGAGCUCGGCAGCGAACAUGUUCACAACUUUGUGGGCAAAGAGCCCAGUGGAUUCAAGUUCAACAAACUGUCGCUAAAUGAGGAAGAUAAACCACACAACCCCAUGGUGAAUGCUGGCGCUAUCGUCAUCAGUUCUUUAAUUAAGCCUAAUUCAAAUAAGGCUGAGAGGUUUGACUAUGUGAUGGAAUUCUUGAAAAGCAUGACUGGUACAGAAUACGUGGGCUUUAGCAAUGCAACCUUCCAGUCUGAGAGGGAGACCGGUGACAGGAAUUAUGCAAUUGGUUAUUACCUCAAAGAGAAAAAGUGCUUUCCUGAAAAUGCAGACAUGAUUGCAGCCCUGGACUUUUACUUUCAGCUGUGCUCCAUUGAGGUAACCUGUGAGUCAGGAAGUGUCAUGGCUGCCACACUGGCCAAUGGGGGUAUCUGUCCAAUCACAGGCGACCGAGUGCUGAGCGCUGAGGCAGUUCGCAACACCCUGAGUCUCAUGCAUUCUUGUGGCAUGUACGACUUUUCUGGACAGUUUGCUUUCCACGUGGGCCUGCCUGCUAAAUCUGGUGUCUCAGGUGCUGUACUGCUGGUGGUUCCCAACGUCAUGGGGAUGAUGUGUUGGUCCCCACCAUUAGAUCGGCUUGGAAACAGUGUUCGUGGCAUUCACUUCUGCCAGGAUGUUGUCUCUUACUUCAACUUCCACAAUUACGACAACCUGAGGCACUUCACGAAGAAACACGACCCAAGAAGACGAUCAGAUGAUGAUCCAAACAAGUCAGUGAUCAACCUGAUGUUUGCAUCAUACAGUGGAGACCUCUCUGUUCUGAGGAGGUUAGCCCUGUCAGCUGUGGACAUGGAGCGGACGGACUACGACUCCCGCACAGCGCUGCACAUCGCUGCUGCAGAAGGUCAGGUGGAAGCUGUGAUCUUUCUCACUGAAAUAUGUAAAGUAAACCCCUACAUGAAAGACAGAUGGGGAAACACACCCCUGGAUGACGCCAUGCAGUUUGGCCAUGAUGUUAUCGUUUCCGUCCUACAAAAGUACCAGCGAGUGUACACUGACACGAACUCACCAAGCAACACAGAGGAGCAGAAACCUGCGCUGGAUACGAUGAAGAGCAUUGUUUAAACCACAGGGGAUCACGAGGGUUUGUAAAGGAAAUUCAUCUAUUUUAUUACACACCUGAGAGGAAUGAAAGGAUGAUUGAGAGGAGUGAUGAAUGAAUGAGUUCAUCUUAAAUAUGGUAAAAAAUGUUAUAUAUUUAUGUGGGUACCAUACUUUAAAUUGCUGAAGAACCAUGCAUUUCUGCAGACCAAAGAGUUGGUCAAUAAUGUUUUCACAAAGCACUAACAUAAACAAGCAGUGUGUUGCUUGUGUGGAGGAAAAUUCUGUUAAUUUACACCGUGAUUUGGUUCAUGUUGAAUUAUGGAUGAGCUGCAUUGGUGCUAACAUAAAUGCUACUGAUUGAUGUUUUUGAGAUGUAAAUAUCUAAUAUAUAGUGCUUAUUUAUUUCUAACAUGUUGAAAUAUUGUAUAUUCUGCUUCAUUAGUAUGUUAUUUCAUCAGAGAGGAGUUAUGCUUCCUGUGGAAUAAAUAUAAAUAUUCCCAAAGCUGCUUUAUGAAUUAUUCUCCUUUGACAGGCGGUGAUUUCGCUACAUUUGUGUCUUUUAACACUGAAAUUACUGUUACAUAUGCACACUGGUAUCUCGGUUUUGAUCAUAUUCAGGAUAUGGGCUUCGUAAGGAACAUGAAAAACCUGAUUUUGCAUAUUCCUGUACACAUGCUCAUUGCACUUUUCACUUUUCAGAUUGUCACUGUUCAGUUGUGUCUGGAUUUAUUAUUGUCUUGUCUUAUGGCUGCUGUUAUUUACUAUCAGAUGUCACAGCGUUGAGGUUUUUUUGAAUUUAUCAAAACCAGAAUUGUCCAUAUGUCCCAUACGUGUGAACAUAUUUAAGGAAUGCCUGGCAGGAAUUGACCAUUGGUCAGAGUUCACUGCCCGAGCUCUAGAAUUCAUACAAUUUGGAAAAAAUAUUUCAGACAAAUGUCUAAAUUGGAUAAAAUUUAAGUGAAAUGAUGCCUUUUAAAUCCAAAAAGUCAAACAUCAGCUACAUUGUGAUCUCACAGUAUUCUGCAAAAACACUUUUCUGGACAUGAUUCAGCAGCGUAACUUAGGAACAGAAGGGUGAAAAUGUGAGCAUAUUUCAAAUUUGGCCUGAUGCUAAAUUGGUGACACUAAUCUUGGUUGGCCACCUGUGCUGGUUGUGUUUAUCUUCCAGGCUGCCAGGUUGAAUGUGUGUGAAGCAUCUACUUUUUAGAAUCUGCAUUAAUAUCUGCUAUGAAGAUAUCAAUGAUAUCUUCAUUGAUAUCUGAAGCAUUGACUGCUGCCAUCGCUUUAACUUUGUGUCCAUUCAGAAUAAGCGUUCAGUAGCAAGGACCACACCACCAAUUUAAAGCUUGAUUAUUGGAUGCGAAUGCGCUGUUAAAGCGUGGAGAAGGCUUAAUCUGGGAUCAGCAGUGGCUCCCGGUCCGGUAGAUGCCCUGAGAAAAGGAAAAAGGAGGAAGUGGAGGCAGAUGUAACAGGAGAGAAGGUGGGGCACAAGAAGUAAAAUAAAACGAGCAAAUGGGUAGGCCAGAGUGGUAUAUGUAGACAUACAACAGGAAACAGUGACUGAGGUGUGGUCCUGCUCCUCAGCUAAAGAUUUUAUCUCCAUUUUUGGGCUGAUCACGUGAGAGGAUAUUCUCUCAGCUAAUGUAGCAGCUACAUGCAUUAUGAGCCUGUAUAGACACAGAUGGAAAGUACAACUUGACUGGCACAAACUGAAGUGGCAAUUCUGGGUUUGAUUGGAGGUUUUCCUCUUGAGCUCUUUUUACCGGUUGUCAAUGCAAUGUCAAAAAAAACAACCUGUACAUCACAUGCUUGUUAAAUACAGAUUGCAAUUGAUACAAAAAUACAAUUACAAGGUAUGCAAUAAAUGCUGCAAACUAGACACACGUGUUUAAAGGGACACUUUUUUAAAAGAACUGCUUGUUAAUAUGCUGCCUACUGAGAUGACUAUAUUAUAUGUGCAACUAAGUUGUGUUAAAAAUGGAUGUUCUAAUUGAUGCAUUUUAUUCACUGUGCCUUAUUGCAUUUAACUGUCAGUGAAAAUUGCUCAGCACAAUCUCUAUACAAAGCUUUAGUCACUGUAAACAUCAUGCAGCUGUAAAUGAAAGAAAUGUGAAAGCAGUUGCAGUGAAGAUAUUUUAUUAAACAAUAUAAAGUAUGAA